Messenger RNA from Pogona vitticeps (central bearded dragon), 5703 nucleotides. It is a transcript of the gene BAZ1B, whose product is annotated as bromodomain adjacent to zinc finger domain 1B. Gene Ontology annotation, cellular component: WICH complex. The record is from RefSeq and is a predicted model, not a curated record. NCBI's taxonomy places the organism in Eukaryota, Metazoa, Chordata, Lepidosauria, Squamata, Agamidae. Gene Ontology annotation, molecular function: histone binding; histone H2AXY142 kinase activity. Gene Ontology annotation, biological process: DNA damage response; chromatin remodeling.
GCUCGCGCUGUUUUCUUGCGCUUACAUAACGCGACCUUCCCUCCCUCCGCCCGCGGCUGCAACCAAGCUUGAGCACCCGCUGGCUGCGCCGCGCCUUGGCAGCAGAGCGACGCGCCCCUCAGCCAGUGAGCGGGGACGGCCUUCCGACGCGAGCCAAUCGCGUGGCGCAACGGGCAGGCGUCAGGCGCCGAACGGACCCGCCCACCGCCAGUCGCUUUUUGUUGUGGUGGUUUGCGCGCGCGCGGGAGGCCCGGCCGGCUUCGGUGAGGCGGCGGCGACGGAGGCGACGGCGAAGAAGAAGAGGCCGAGGCUGCCGCUCUUCUUCGGCUCUCCCGCCAUUUCCCCUCUGGCGGCAGCGGUUGUUUCUCUGGGUCGGGCCCGCGGCGGAGUCGAGGCGGAGGAUGGCGCCGCUGCUGGGCCGCAAGCCCUUCCCGCUGGCCAAGCCGCCUCCGCCGCCCGGAGACCCGCCGGAGGAGCGCUUCGUCAUCGCUCACACGCAGGAGGUCUUCCGCUCCAACGAAGAGUACGAAGCACGGCUAGAGAAAUACAGCCAGAGAAUAUGGACCUGCAAAAGUACCGGAAGCAGCCAGCUGACGCACAAAGAGGCCUGGGAGGAGGAGCAGGAAGUUGCCGAGCUCUUGAAAGAGGAAUUCCCUGUCUGGUAUGAGAAACUUGUCCUGGAAAUGGUUCACCACAACACCAUCUCUUUAGAAAAACUGGUGGACUCUUCCUGGCUGGAGAUCAUGACCAAGUUUGCUGUGGGAGAAGAGUGUGACUUUGAGGUUGGGAAAGACAAGGUGCUGCGGGUGAAGGUGGUGAAAAUACACCCCCUGGAGAAGGCCACAGAAGAGGAAGCAAGUGAGAAGAAAGCAGACGGUGCCUGUGAUUCGCCCUCCAGCGACAAAGAGAAUUCAAGCCAGGUGGCCCAGGAUAACCAGAAGGAGACAGUCACGAAGGAAGAGGAAAGCAGGAGGGACAGUCUGAGUGAUCGGGCACGCCGCUCGCCUCGGAAGCUUCCCACUUCCCUGAAGAAGGAAGAGAAGAAGUGGGUUCCUCCCAAAUUUUUGCCACACAAAUACGAUGUCAAGCUGCAAAACGAGGACAAGAUCAUCAGCAAUGUGCCAGUGGAGAGCUUAGUCCGUACCGAGCGUCCCCCCAACAAGGAGAUUCUGCGCUACUUCAUCCGCCACAACGCGCUCCGGGCUGGAACGGGCGAGAACGCCCCCUGGGUGGUCGAGGACGAGUUGGUGAAGAAAUACUCCCUUCCCAGCAAGUUCAGUGACUUCUUGCUUGACCCACAUAAAUACCUGACGCUCAAUCCCUCCACUAAGAGGAAGAGCGCUUCGUCGCCCGACCGGAAGCCCUCCAAGAAGCCCAAAUCUGACGGCUCUCCGGCAGGCCAGGGGCUGAGCACCUCCCUGUGGUGCAGUGUGCAUUUGAAGAAGACCAUAGUUGGCUCCCCGCUGAAAACCAAGAACGCCAAGACCCCCACCGAGGAGCUGGAGGAAGUGAUGAAGAUGAUGUCCCCUGGGCGGCUGGGCGGCAACCUGAACAAGAAGCGGUUGGGGAAGUCUCUGGAGCCCAAGCAGCCGAAGCAGAAGAAGAAGCUGAUGAACGGGCAGAAAUCUUCGGGGAAGUCCCGGUCUCCCAAGAAGGAUUCCAAGAUGAAGAUGAAGCAGAUGACGCUGCUGGACAUGACCAAGGGCCCGGCGAAGGUGUCGAGGGCGCCCAGGAGUUCCGGGGGCAGCCCCAGGGCCUCCAGCAAACCUCCCAAGCACCUCCCUCCCGCCGCCCUUCACCUCAUCGCCUACUACCGAGAGAACAAAGACCGGGAGGACAAGAAGAGCGCCCUGUCCUGCAUCAUCUCCAAAACGGCCCGGCUGCUGUCCAGCGAGGACCGCGCCCGUCUCCCCGAAGAGUUGCGGGGGAUUGUGCAGAAGCGCUAUGAGCUCCUGGAGCACCGGAAGAACUGGGCCUCCAUGACGGAGGAUCAGCGGAAGGAGUACCUGAAGAAGAAGCGGGAGAAGCUGAAGGAGAAGCUGAAGGAGAAAGCCCGAGAGCGGCGCGAGAAGGAGAUGCUGGAGAGGCUGGAGAAGCAGAAGCGCUACGAGGAUCAGGACCUCAAAGGGAGCCUCCUGCCCACUUUCAAGCUGGUGGACACCCCGGAAGGGCUGCCCAACACCCUCUUUGGGGACGUGGCCAUGGUGGUGGAGUUCCUCAGCUGCUACUCGGGGCUGCUGCUGCCGGACGCCCAGUACCCCAUCACCGCCGUUUCCCUCAUGGAAGCCCUGUGUGCCGAGAAAGGGGGAUUUCUCUACUUGAACAGAAUUCUGGUCAUCCUCCUGCAGACGCUGCUGCAAGAUGAGAUCGCGGAAGACUAUCUCGAGCUGGGGAUGAAGCUGUCCGAGAUCCCCCUGACCCUCCACUCCGUCUCCGAGCUGGUCCGCCUCUGCCUGCGCAAGUCCGACGCGCAGGAAGAGAGCGAUGCUUCCGACAACCCGGAGGAGAACAAAGACCUGGCCGCCUUCGAGGACAACGAGGUGCAGGACGAGUUCCUGGAGAAGCUGGAGACCUCAGAGUUCUUCGAGCUGAGCUGCGAGGAGAAGCUGCAGAUCCUCACGGCCCUUUGCCACCGCAUCCUGAUGACCUACUCUGUGCAGGAUCACGUGGAGGCCAAGCAGCAGGCGUCGGCGGAGCUCUGGAAGGAGCGGCUGGCCGUGCUGAAGGAGGAGAACGACAAGAAGAGGGCCGAGAAGCAGAAGCGGAAAGAGAUGGUGGCCAAGAACAAAGAGAACAGCAAGGAGGAGAACGGCCUGGGGAAGGGGGAGAGGAAGAAAGCCGGGGAGGUGGAGAAGGUGGCCAAGGCUGAGCCGCGCGUGGAAGUGGAGGCCACCGAGGACAUGAUCAGCACCGUCAAGAGCAGGCGCCUCCUGGCCAUCCAGGCCAAGAAAGAGAAAGAGCAGCAGGAAAUGCAAAUGAGAGUAAAACUGGAGCGGGAAGCAGAAGAGGAGAGAAUUCGCAAGCAUAAAGCUGCCGCAGAAAAGGCCUUUCAAGACGGUAUCGCCAAAGCCAAGCUGGUGAUGCGCAGGACGCCCAUCGGCACAGACCGGAAUCACAACCGGUACUGGCUCUUCUCAGACGAGGUUCCUGGGCUGUUCAUCGAGAAGGGUUGGGUGCACGACGGGAUUGACUAUAGUUUUACGCCUCCUGAGGAGGAGGGUGAAGAAGAGGAGGAGGAGGAAGAGGAAGAAGACCAACAAGACCCUCCGGAGGAGACCUUGGUGGAAGGCAGCGUCCUGAACACUCCUCUGCAGGGAACCCUCCACAUUCCGGAAGUUCCUGUUGAGACGACGGUACCGAAACAGGGACAGAACCUGUGGUUUCUCUGCGACAGCCAGAAGGAGCUGGACGAACUGUUGGCAUGCCUGCACCCUCAAGGAAUCAGGGAGAGCCAGCUGAAGGAUCGUCUGCAGAAGAAGUAUCCAGACAUCAUACAUUCCAUCCACUUGGCUCGGAAGCAGAACCUCGGCCUGAAGUCCUGCGAUGGCCACCAGGAAUUGCUGAGUUUCCUGCGCAGCGACCUCAUUGAAGUGGCCACGCGGCUCCAGAAGGGAGGCCUGGGAUGCGUCAGCGAGGCGGAGUUUGAAGCCAGAGUAAGCUCGCUGGAGAGCUUGAAGGACUUUGGGGAGUGUGUGGUCGCCCUCCAGGCCAGCGUCUUCAAGAAGUUCCUGCAGGGCUUCAUGGCCCCCAAACAGCAGAAGAGGCGGAAACACCAAGGCGAGGAUGCCAUUGCCAAGGCGGAGGAGGUGGACGAAGAGAAGAGGGUGGCCGAAGAAGCCAAGAUUGCUUCUGCCGUGGAGAAGUGGAAGGUGUCCAUCCGCGAAGCCCAGACCUUCUCGCGCAUGCACGUUCUGCUGGGCAUGCUGGAUGCCUGCAUCAAGUGGGACAUGUCGGCAGAGAACGCCAGGUGCAAAGUGUGCCGCAAGAAAGGGGAGGACGACAAGCUGAUCCUGUGUGACGAGUGCAACAAGGCCUUCCACCUCUUCUGCCUGAGGCCCGCCCUGUACGAGAUCCCCGAAGGCGAGUGGCAGUGCCCGGCUUGCCAGCCCUCCGUCGCCCGGCGCAGCUCCCGGGGCAGAAACUACGCUGAAGACUCCGUGGAAGAGGAGAGUGACCCUGAGCAAGAAGAAUCAGAAGAUGAUGAUGAAGAGGAGGAGGAGGAGGAGGAAGACUACGAGGUGGCAGGUUUAAAAUUGAGACCCAGGAAGGCGGCCAAGGGAAAGCAAGGGGGCCCAGCUGCAGACCCUCCACGACAAGGCCGGUACCAAGGGAAGAAGCGGGCCCUGCACGCCACCCGAGGGGCCCGGCAGCAGGGGGCGCCCGGCAGCGACGCCAAUAUUGACGAGCUGGUGCUUCAGACCAAGAAAGUCUCUCGCCGGCAAAACCUGGAGUUGCAGAAGUGUGAGGAGAUCCUCAACAAGCUUGUCAAGUACCGCUUCAGUUGGCCCUUCAGGGAGCCAGUGACAACAGAAGAGGCCGAAGAUUAUUUUGACGUGAUCAGCAGUCCCAUGGACUUCCAGACCAUGCAGAGCAAGUGCUCGUGUGGCAGCUAUCGGUCCGUCCAGGAUUUCCUGUCCGACAUGAAGCAGGUCUUCUCCAACGCCGAGCAAUACAACCAGAACGGCAGCCACGUCCUCUCCUGCCUGGAGAAGACGGAACAGUGCUUGGUGGACAUGCUGCAGAAGCAUCUGCCCGGCCACACGUACGCCCGCCGGAAACGCAAGCGGCCUCUGGCCCAGCCCAGCCAGGGACUCGAAGAGGCCGAUGAGGAGAGCGACCCGGAGGCGCUGGAGUACUCCAGGGGGCGGAAGAGGAAGAAAUGAGGGGGCCCUGGGGGAGGCGAUGGGACAGGGUUGGAGCAGGGCCCCCCCACCGCGCUGCCCAGAUGGAGCUGCCAGGCUUUGCUCAGCCGCCCUGUCUCCCUCUCGGUUCACACUGGCUUCACUCCCAGCAACUCCCUGAAGUGUUUGGUCGGCUCUCCCGCCGGGAGGCAGACGCACUGCCUUUCCUCAAGCGUGCGCAAAGAUGGUUCCCACAUGUGUCGGAGGCAGAAAAGGGGCCAGGGAUCUGGGUCUGAGUGGAGCCCCCACCCCACCCCAGGUCUGGGGAGGGUGAGAGCGGGGGUGCCCCCGAGACGGAGCUGCAACCUUCCUCUGCCAUUCUGCGUGCAAGAAGCGGCAGCCGUCGCUGCCCGAUGCAAGUUUUGGAUACGAGACUGCCAGUCCAGCCGUGGGGCAGAGAGACUGUUCUUGUAUGUAAAGGCGACCACCCUGGAGCCUCCAUGCCCCAGCCCCUCUGCCUCCCCCACGGAAAGCCGCCUCAUAGAACGGGCAAGCACUUAACCUUCUGGGGCAGGCUCCUCUCACCAGCAUCCGUGUGCAGACCAGGACGGCUCGUCUCUCUCUCUCUCUGUCCACUUCUUCCUGUGGGGUGGGGAGAAAGCGGCCCCUCCUUCCCUCCUCACAGCAGCACUUCUUGGCCCCAGGCCACAGUGAGGAACAGAGUUGGAGGGGGCAGAUGCUGGUUCUCUCACUUUGUAAACCCCCCCCUUUGUUUUUCUACUUAAGGAAAAGAUUCUUGUUUCCAGCAUUGAUCUUGUACAAAAAAAAGACCCCUUGUAAGAUACAGUUGUCUUGGCUUUGA